Messenger RNA from Zingiber officinale, 1343 nucleotides. RefSeq names its product cystinosin homolog. Gene Ontology annotation, molecular function: L-cystine transmembrane transporter activity. The transcript has 8 exons. NCBI's taxonomy places the organism in Eukaryota, Viridiplantae, Streptophyta, Magnoliopsida, Zingiberales, Zingiberaceae. Gene Ontology annotation, biological process: L-cystine transport. The record is from RefSeq and is a predicted model, not a curated record. Gene Ontology annotation, cellular component: vacuolar membrane. The coding region runs from base 378 to 1202 and encodes 274 amino acids.
UUAAAUUUCUGAUACUCAGUCUUCGAUUUGGCGAUCGAAUCUCCGGCGAGCUCACUCGUCGUUAAUCCACCCGGCGUAAAAAGAGAAAUGGCGGAUGAAUGGCUCUAUGCUUUAGUGAAUCUACCCUGAAGUUCGACCUGAUUCUUCCACUCAACGCAAAAGGUGGAUCAACAGCAAUUCUAGUACCCAAAAUGCCCAAAUCUUCGGCAAUAUCAUCGUUCCGAUCCAACUCGAUCGUCGAAUCCGAAGGAUACAGCUCCUGUCGAAACCGGAGGGCUUUUCCUGGAGUUCUGCGUUGUUGGGGUACCAAAUAAAGGCGAUAGUUUCCUCACUAGUUUCUUUAGAGUGAGGCGGAGGAGUGACUGGAGAAAGAGGGCAUGGCUUCUUGGAAUUCCCUCCCUCUGGACGUAACUUAUCAGAUCUUCGGAUGGAUCGCCUUCGUCUCCUGGUCCAUAAGCUUCUACCCUCAGGUCAUUCUCAAUUUCAGGAGGAAAAGCGUGGUAGGGUUGAACUUCGAUUUCCUGGUUUUCAACAUCACGAAGCACUCAUCGUACCUUAUUUACAAUGCGGCCUUGUUCUUCAGUCCUGCCGUCCAGAGGCAAUACCGUGAGAAGUAUGGUUCCGAUGAGAUGAUUCCUGUAGCUGCAAAUGAUGUGGCUUUUUCUAUACAUGCUGUGGCACUUACAGCUUUCACACUGUUCCAAGUGUUGAUCUAUGAUCGUGGAAACCAGAAGGUCUCUAAGACUUGCAUUGGGAUUACUGUAAUCGUCUUGCUUUCUGCACUGGUUUGUCUGAUCUUAGCUUGGCCAAAACAUUCUUGGCUAUGGCUUGUCUCUGUAUUCAAUACACUACAAGUUUGCAUGACGGCAAUCAAGUAUAUCCCACAGGCAUUUAUGAACUUCCAACGCAAGAGCACAGUUGGUUGGAGUAUUGGCAAUAUCCUGCUUGAUUUAGUUGGAGGCGUGCUGAACUUUGCUCAGUUGGGUAUCCAAUCCAUAGAUCAAAAGACACUAGUUAACUUCUAUGGUAAUAUCGGGAAGACACUACUUUCGGUGGAAGUUGUACUCUUUGAUGUCCUCUUCAUUUUGCAGCACUAUGUAUUCUACCUCGUGAAGAACGACGGCAACACAACCACACCGGAAGGGAAUGUAACUUCCCUUAUUGACCCAGAUGAUGAGAAACCUGAGUUGAAAAACGUAUAGGGGAAUAGCAUCAAUAAAUAAAUAAAUAAGUGUGUGUGUGUGUGUGUCAGAUCUAUAGAUUUCGUGAUAGAAAUAGAAGCAGAAAGUAUUUACUUGUUGACGGUAAUAGAUACUAAAUCUAUUCAACGUUUUCAAUUAUUA